UUCACUCCAUGUUGCAGUGGACUGCACUGAAGCUCCCAGAAGCUGAGCAGAGAAUUCUGGACUUGCAGCGAACUACCGUGACAGAUUCUGACAUUUUUUAUGAGAACCCUCUGUCUACCCAGUCAGAGCAAUCCUCAAAUUCAUCAAAGACACUGAGUGAAACAAACAUAGACGAAGGCAGAGGAGCACCACGCACCAGGUUUUCAAUAAUCAGUCCAAGAACAAUGCCGAAGAAAUUAGAAAAAAAAGAGAACAGUGCAGUGCAACCUGAGAGUUUAUAUGAAAGUAUAGAAAAUUACGAUACGAAUAAUUAUGUUGUAUCUCGAGAGCUUUUGGAUGAGUUCUCUAAGAACUCAGAUGAUUUGGACACCAUUGAUCCUGAAAUACAAGAUGUGUUUAAAUCUCCACCUGCAGAAAUGUCAAACAAAUUUAAAAAUAAACUUAAGGACUUGGAAAAUGUUACGCUUAACAUCGCCGUAACUGGGAUGACUGGAGCAGGCAAGUCCUCUUUUGUCAAUUCCCUGAGAGGCAUUGGAAGCGAUGAUUUCAGAGCAGCUCCCACAGGAACAAAUGAGACCACCUUGGAACCAACCAUGUACCUACAUCCCACUAUGCAUAACGUUAAGAUCUGGGACCUGCCUGGAAUUGGUAGUCCAAAAUUUAAAGCAAAGAAGUACCUGAAAGAUGUUAAGUUCAGCACAUAUGAUUUCUUUCUUAUAGUGUCCUCUGAAAGAUUCAAGGAAAAUGAUUUAGAGCUAGCCAAAGCCAUCCAGAAAUGUAAGAAGCUGUUUUAUUUCAUUCGCACUAAAAUUGACAACGACCUGCGGGCUGAGGGACACAAAAGAGGCUUUAUUGAGGAGAGGGUGCUUGACAAAAUUCGAGAAGAUUGUGAAAAGAACCUGCAGAAAGUCGGAAAACCCAAAGUAUUUUUAAUAUCCUCAUUUCAACUGGAAAAAUUUGACUUUCAGAGCUUGGUCAACACUCUUGAGGAGGAACUUCCUAAAAAUAAAAGAUUCGCUCUCAUUCAGUCUCUGCCAGUUUACUCUACAGAAGCAUUGAUUAAAAAGAAAACUUAUUUCAAGAAAAUGAUUUGGCUCCAUGCCUUUGCGGCAGGUGUCGGGGCAAUUCCUCCCAUUCCAGGAUUGUCUGUGAUCUGUGACUAUGGCAUUAUGAAGAACUUCUUCAAACAAGUAUUUACAGGAUUUAGCUUAUCAGAUGAUGCACUGGAGUCCCUUUCAGAAAGGGUCAACCAACCAGUGAACGUUCUUAAAGCAGCCAAGACGUCACGUUUCAAAGAUGGAGUCAGUGAGGCUAUUUUGAUGGACAUGUUGUCUAAACCAAUCAUUGCUGUGACAAAAACACUCGGUACAGUAAUGGCUCUUCUGCCAGGGGGAGCGUUCCCAGCAGCGGGCACUGCUGUCGCCUGUGUGCACUACCUGCUGAAUUUGGGACUAAAUGAAAUGGCAGAGGACACUAAAAAUGUUCUUACUGAGGCACAACUUGCUGCAAGCAAAUAUGAAGAACAUAAAGUAGCUGGAAUUCAAAUUUACUUGUUUUUAUCAGAUUCUGACAUUUUUUAUGAGAACUCUCUGUCUACCCAAUCAGAACAAUCCUCAAAUUCAUCAAAGACACUGAGUGAAACAGACGUAGACGAAGACAGAAGAGCACCGCGCACCAGGUUUUCAAUAAUCAGUCCAAGAACAAUGCUGAAGAAAUUAGAAAAAAUAGAGAUCAGUGCUGUGCAACCUGAGAGUUUAUAUGAAAAUAUAGAAAAUUACGAUACGAAUCCUUAUGUUGUAUCUCGAGAGCUUUUGGAUGAGUUGUCUAAGAACUCAGAUGAUUCAGACACCAUUGAUCCUGAAAUACAGGACAUGCUUAAAUCUCCACCUGCAGAAACAUCAAAUAAAAUAAAAAAUAAACUUAAGGAGUUGGAAGAUGUUACGCUUAACAUUGCCGUAACUGGGAUGACUGGAGCAGGCAAGUCAUCUCUUGUCAAUUCCCUGAGAGGCAUUGGAAAUGAUGAUUUCAGAGCAGCUCCCACAGGAACAACUGAGACCACCUUGGAACCAACCAUGUACCCACAUCCCACUAUGCAUAACGUUAAGAUCUGGGACCUGCCUGGAAUUGGUAGUCCAAAAUUUAAAGCAAAGAAGUACCUGAAAGAUGUUAAGUUCAGCACAUAUGAUUUCUUUCUUAUAUUGACCUCUGAAAGAUUCAAGGAAAAUGAUAUAAAGCUAGCCAAAGCCAUCCAGAAAUGUAAGAAGCGUUUUUAUUUCAUUCGCACUAAAAUUGACAACGACCUGCGGGCUGAGGGACACAAAAGAGGCUUUAUUGAGCAGAGGGUGCUCGACAGAAUUCGAGAAGAUUGUGAAGAGAACCUGCAGAAAGUCGGAAAACCCAAAGUAUUUUUAAUAUCCUCAUUUCAACUGGAAAAAUUUGACUUUCAGAGGUUGGUCGUUACACUUGAGAAGGAACUUCCUAAAAACAAAAGAUUAAUUCUCAUUCAGUCUCUGCCAGUUCACUCUAUAGAAGCAUUGAUUAAAAAGAAAACUUAUUUCAAGAAAAGGAUUUGGCUCAAUGCAUUUGCGGCAGGUGUCGGGGCAAUUCCUCCCAUUCCAGGAUUGUCUGUGAUCUGUGACUAUGGCAUUAUGAAAAACUUCUUCAAACAAGUAUUUACAGGAUUUAGCUUAUCAGAUGAUGCACUGGAGUCCCUUUCAGAAAGGGUCAACCAACCAGUGAACGUUCUUAAAGCAGCCAAGACGUCACGUUUCAAAGAUGGAGUCAGUGAGGCUAUUUUAAUGGACAUGUUAUCUAAACCACACAUUGCUGUGGCAAAGACAAUCGGGACAGUAAUGGCUCUUCUGCCAGGGGGAGCGUUCCCAGCAGCAGGCAUUGCUGUUGCCAGUGUGCACUACCUGCUGAAUUUGGGACUAAAUGAAAUGGCAGAGGACACUAAAAAUGUUCUUAUUGCGGCAAAACUUGCUGUGCCAGACUAACAUGCAGAAAGAUGAGUUAAAAAAUUAUAUUUAAGUUCUGAUGUUGAACUAAUUGCUUACAUAAUUUUUAAAAUAAAUAUUGUUACUUGUAUUAAUAUGAAAUAAUAUAUAAUUAUAAUAAAACAAAUAAUGUUAUAUGUCAUGUUUUCUUAGUUGUAUGUUGGUUUAGAGAAAACAACUGCUACAUAAAUACAUGUAAAUAGAUAAACAUAAUAAAUUAUCAAUAAUAAAUGAU
Paramisgurnus dabryanus is the source of this 3231-nucleotide messenger RNA. Lineage: Eukaryota; Metazoa; Chordata; Actinopteri; Cypriniformes; Cobitidae. The record is from RefSeq and is a predicted model, not a curated record.